Messenger RNA from Grosmannia clavigera kw1407, 1743 nucleotides. RefSeq names its product amidase. Lineage: Eukaryota; Fungi; Ascomycota; Sordariomycetes; Ophiostomatales; Ophiostomataceae. Gene Ontology annotation, molecular function: catalytic activity. The record is from RefSeq and is a predicted model, not a curated record. The transcript has 4 exons. Bases 1 to 1743 code for a protein of 580 amino acids.
AUGGCUGCAGCUGAAGCACAAAACGGGCUCUCGCGCGAGGGCUUCGACAAGAUCGUGGCCUCGUUUGGGCUGACGAUGAAGAGCGACGAUGCGGAUGGGUACUACAAGCUGAUGCAGGAGCUGGACGACGAAGUCCGCACGAUCGAAGGACUGCCAGACUACGUGGAUCCGCGUCUGAAGCCGAGCGAAGCGGUGCCGCUAUCGGGACGAAAGUACCAUGUGCCGGACAAGCAAGACAACCGGCUGAACGGCUGGAGUCACCGGGGGGGGCAGUUCGAGCUCAAGGACGAAGCUGCCGUGGCCAACGGCCUGUUAGCGGGCCGUUCGGUCGCGGUCAAGGACACGAUCGCGGUGGCAGGUGUGCCUCUGACGUUGGGCACGGCGCCAUUUCACCUCUGCGCCAACGCGCCGUAUCCGAUCCCGACGAUCGACGCGCCAGUGAUCAGCCGUGUGGUGGCGGCUGGCGGUGUGAUCAAGGGCACGUCGACGUGCGAGAACUACUGCAUGUCGGGGCUGUCGUUUACGAGUGCGACGGGCCCGGUCGAAAACGCCUGGCUGCGUGGCUACUCGGCGGGUGGCAGCAGCAGCGGUUCGGCUGCCCUAUUGGCCAUCGGCCAGGUCCAGGCCUGGCGUGAGAAGCGAGGACUGCCGGUCGAGGAUCUGGGUGAGGGGGUCGAUCUGGCUCUGGGAGGCGACCAGGGUGGCAGCAUCCGGCUGCCUGCGGCCUAUUCCGGCGUCUACGGCCUCAAGCCGACGCGUGGCCUCGUUCCCUACACCGGCAUCGGCGCUUUGCACCCGCUCGCCGACAAUGUUGGACCCAUGGCGACAUCGCUCGCUGACGUAGCCCUGCUGCUGUCGGCCAUUGCCGGCUACGACGGUCUGGAUCCGCGCUGCAGCCCACAUACACCAUUACAGCGGCAAGAUGUGCCGGCCUACCACGAGCAGCUGCAGGCAGCCAUUGCCAACCGCCAGGCCCGUGGCCUCUGGACUCCGUCGACGGCCGGCCGUGGUCUGCGAGUCGGCCUCCUGCGCGAGGCUCUGCAGAGGCCCGAGCUGGACGCUGGCGUCGCCGCUGUGGUGCGUGCGGCUGCUGACCGGUUUGCUGGCCUCGGCGCCACCGUCGUCGACGUAUCAGCACCCCUGCAUGCCCACGGCCCGGCUAUCUGGACGGUCACGAUGCGCGACACCGCUGCUGACGUCUUCAUCGCCGGCCAGGCGCCCGAUCAGCUCUCGCUGCCCAUCCCCGGCUUCGCCCCCCCGCCACCCUCCCAGCAAUGGUACGACGCGAUGACGACAGCAGCACCCACCGUCGUCGCCGGCCUCUUUGGCAGUGCCUACCUCGGCGACCGCUCUCGCUUCCCCGUGCGUGUUCGCAACAAGGCCCUCGCUCAUGCUGUCCAGCUGGCCGCCUCCUACGAUGCCCUCCUCUCGUCCGAGGCCGGCGGCGUCGACGUCCUCCUGCUGCCUGUCACCCCCUCCGUUGGCCCUCGCCACAGCGAGAUGGCCGGCAAGAGCGUCCUCGAACGCUAUCGUGCCGCCCUCGGCGUCUCCGGCAACACCGCCCCCUUCAACGUCUCCGGCCAUCCUGCCUUGUCUAUGCCCGGUGGCUGGGCCACAGUCGAGGACGGCCACGGGAAGCUGCCUGUUGGCUUACAGAUUGUUGGCCGGCACGGAGACGAGGUCGGUGUUCUGCUGGCCGCGUCCAUCCUCGAGGUCGCUGGACUCGGCUUGGAUAUUGAAUGA